This is a messenger RNA of Xyrichtys novacula (pearly razorfish), 6238 nucleotides long. The record is from the annotation of a GenBank genome assembly. NCBI's taxonomy places the organism in Eukaryota, Metazoa, Chordata, Actinopteri, Labriformes, Labridae.
GAUUUUAACAUAACAUUUUAUUUACCCUAAGAUGAAAAAAGGGUGAUGUGGAGACUAAAAUUUAGCUUUGCUCCUAGAACUUCCAUUGGGGAUAACUCAUUUCUGCAUCCUGAUUUUAAAUUGAAAAUAAUACUUUUUUGUAUGCAACUUAAAAAAUCUUGUUUGCAAUUAAUGGCCUAUAUUUUGGGGAGUAUUUCGUUGUAUAGUCUGACAUAGAAAACAUUGAUUUUGAAAGGAAACUAAAGGUUUUCUGACAACUCUGAGGGGGUGUACUCAAUUAUGCUGAGCACUGUACAACAGGGAUCAGCAUUUUUAUAAAGAACAUCAAAACGUACCUAAGACCGUUUUCUUCAUUUUUUCUAAAAUAAGAAAUGUGAAUUUCUGUAGGGUUGCAUAAUGAUCCUUUUUCUUUUGUGAGUACUUAACAUGACAAUGCAAUCUAGCGUUCAGUUCCUUGGGGACUGACUCCUCUGCUGUGGCUCAGUGAAAGAGGCAGUCGUAUCUCAAUCUGUAGGUCAGGGGUUUGAACCGGAGCUGGUCUAAAUGGAUGGGCUCUUUGUCCAAAGGUAUAGAAACAGUACAAAAAUAUGGCAUUAUUCAUGUUAUUCUUUCAUCACUGAGGGGAUCAGCUGUAGUUGACAAAAGGAACAGACACAAGCAAAGAGAAAAAUGCAUGAAUGAAUGAAUCAAUGGAUGGAUGAAUGGAUGGAUGAAUAAAUAGAUCAUUAAAAAAUGAAUGAUUAAACACGAUAAUAGUAAACGUUACAAAUACAAAUUUUUAAUUUUCCACUUGAAGAGGAAAACUGUCCUGUAACCUAAUGAAUGAAAACACAGCUGGCCCAAGCCUCAAUGGGCCCCUAAGCAAAAUGUGGUUUUGGGGCCCUCUAUUUCUGCCAAUAAUAUUGAUUGUUCAUCAUUCACACACCUUCACAAAUCUCUUUGAUUACCAUGUGCCCCACAACUACCUGCUCUUUGGCUGCUCAGUGCACAUUACACAGCAGGAGGCACAUAAAGGUAGAGGAGCUUUGACAUAUCGGCAGUAAGAAUCUUAGGCCUACAUCAGCAGCAGCACUAAAAUGUAUUUACUUCAUUUUAUUUUUACAAAAAUACAUAUUUAAACAUGGAAGCAUUUGAUUGCUCUUGGAGGCCCCCUAUUGGCCGCGGGGCCCUAAGCAGGCGCUUGGUUCGCUUAUGCCUUGGGCCGGCUCUAAAUAAAAAUUUGCACUGUUUUUUGGAAAUCUUCGACGCAUCGGAGGUGGCGGGUCUGAUUGGUUGCAGUUCCCCUCCCUUCCACCGCACGGCAGUGCCUCACGAAAAAAACAACAACAACCUGCGAGUGACGUAGGGGAUGACGCAGUGUCCGGAAGUGAAAGAAGACGGAAGAAGAAAAUGGAGGCGGCAGUGUUCAUUCUGUCGUUGGUGGACUGCUGUGCACUGAUUUUCCUCUCGGUAUACUUCGUAUCCUUUCCCAUAAUGGUUGGCUGUCUGUGGAGAAGGUUCAGCGUGCAGGCGGACGGAUUUAAAGCUAUUUAUGUGUAAAGUUCGAUCUUACUUAGCUUUCUAGUGCAGAGAAUGGUUGGUUAGCCGGUUAGCUGAAAUCAGGAAGAGGCUGACAGAGAGAGGAUGGUGUAAUACAGGUAUCUGUUGUAAGACACAUGAGGACUCACAGGAGCCUUGUAACUACGGGACAGUUUUACGAGAAAUCCUGAUGUCUUGAUGCUAUAAAUGCUUUUAAUUGAGCCAUAAAUCGGGACUACAGGCAGGCCAGUUUAGCAGCAGGACUCUUGAACACAGAGGCAUGCUGUUGUAAUCCCUGCAAAAUGUGGUUUGUCAUUGUCUUCCUAAAUUAUGAAGGUCUAUCUUUGUCUUUAUGGCGGCAGAUGUUGCUCCUAAACCUGUGAUUAUUGUUCAACAUUAAUGGAGCCUUCACAUGUGUGGUAGCUACCCAUGACAUAGGGCUGGGCGAUAAAAGGAUUACAACAUACAUUGAAAAUGAAUUUCCCUCAAUACCAAGAUAAAACAUGGUCAAUAUGCUUUUCGAUAGUCGGCAUUCUGCCAUGUUUUGGUAGACUAAACGAAUAGCCAAUGAAAAGGGUACUUGCUCCAGGUCUACACCAAUCAUGUGCUGAAUUAGAACCAAGUAGCAAACAACUGCGUAGUAGCGGGCUGCAGCUACACGCAACCAUAGCACUUUAACACAUGAAGCCCACAGAGCAGAGCAAAGGUUAAAUGCAACAGGAAACGUUGGUGGUGUGGAGGUAUUUUGGUUUUUGAGGUCGGACAUGAAGCAAAGUAAUGUUCACUGCAAAUUAUGUCAGGUACAUGUUCUCACAAGGUCGGGGGAGACCCCAAUUUUUUUCUACCAUUUGAAGUAGUGCCACGGGGCAGAGCAAAGGUUAAAUGCAAAAGGUUACAUGGCGCCUGUGCAGCCGAAACAGCCCACCAUUCAGUUCACUUUCUGUAGCACAACAAAACAUCGAAGAGACACAAAGACAUCACAGGUGAAGUAGCUUAUUGUAUCGCAAAAGACAUGCUACCAAUAAGCACUGUUAAAUCUCAUUUAAGAGUAACAGGGAACAUUUCAGAUUGACAAGUUUUGUUUUUUUAUAUCGUGAUAUAUAUCGAUAUUGACUGAUAUGAAAAAUAUAUAUCGUGAUAAACUUUUUCCCAUAUCGCCCAGCCCUACCAUGACAUGGACUCUUAUGAUCCCCAUACCAUCAGGGAUGCUGGCUUUGAACUGAGAGAUGAUCACAAGCUGUGUGAUAACUCUAAUCCUUAUAGAGGAUUUAAAGCUGUUUAUGUGUAAAGUUUGUCCAGGAACUUAAAGUGCGUCCAGGAUUUCCAAAAAGAAUGUCAGCUUUGGAUUUGUUGGUAUACAGUAGAGACCAGAAAAGCGUUUUUUUCUUUUUUCUUUUUUUUUCUGUUUGUGUCCUUGACUCUGAGUCUAGAUCAUCACUCUGUCUGACCUGGAGUGUGAUUAUAUCAACGCACGAGCAUGCUGCUCCAAACUCAACAAAGUGAGUCUCUUCCACGUUUAAACCUUUUAUCUUUUUUUUUUUCUCUCUUGAAUGUUGUAGAGAAGAGUUUCUGACUGUUCUGAGCUGGUUGUUUGCUCCUUUUUUAUCGGCAGUGGGUGAUCCCAGAGAUGGUGGGUCAGUGUCUCUCCACCAUGCUGAUGUUGGUCUCCAUGCACUGGUUCAUCUUCCUCCUCAACCUGCCUGUAGCAGCCUGGGACAUUUAUAGGUAGGACAUCAGCGUACAGGGCUGCACAAUCACAGGAUAAGUGAUAAACAAGAAGAUUAUGAUCAUUGUUAGUCAUCACCACUAUUGAUUCAUUUAGACACUCUUUUCACUGUUACAGCCUUGACCAAGUCUGAUAGUGAAUAACAGAGCACAGGUAUGCCCAAUAACAGAGACGUUAUCAGUCUAAUGGACAACAGCAUGUCUUAAUAAUGAUAGUCUUGAUGUACUUGUGCUUCAUUUGUGUGUGAUCAUCUUCUCGAUUUCAUUUUAACCUGGUCAGGUCAUAUUUUCAGGUAUGAAUUCAGGCCAGUGCACACUGGUCUACCUGGAGUCAUUUUUAUUUCAGCUCAUCACAAUGUGGUUAAAAAAAUUAAUGACGCUGCAAAAAAGCUCUUAAUUUUUAACUGUAUGUUCAUGUGGAGGACCAGCCAGAGGGCUCCAGCUACAUCCUCACUCUUAGGAGCUCAAGAUUGUUCACCUUAACAAUAUAAAGCUGUUUUUUUUUUUUGGUCCAUUAACCUAUCAGGUUUUGGAUGGUUGACCAGGAUUUUCUUAGGUUGCAGCAGUUCUAAUCUGUGCAGCUGAUCCAUGCAACACAGCUGUCUGUGUGAGACAGAGGCCUGUGGUUAUCAAAGACCACAGUCCAGGUACAGAGACACACCUGCAGCUCCAUCCCUCUUCUGAUUUCUCCUCAGGUACUUGAAGGUUCCCAUGGGAAACAUGGGCGUGUUCGACCCCACCGAGAUCCACAACCGGGGUCAGCUCAAGUCCCACAUGAAGGAGGCCAUGAUCAAACUGGGUUAUCACCUGCUCUGCUUCUUUAUUUACCUUUACAGGUGAGGCGAGCAGUACACACACACUCUCUGAUUUGAAAACAUGAGCCUUUUAUUUACACACAAUUCUGUCCCUCCAGCAUGAUCCUGGCUCUGAUCAACGACUGAGGCCCUCCCUGCAGGAUCUCUGACCCCCUGAUGCCAAACUCCAGAUUUCCCCCCUCCACCUCCACUUCCUCCAGUCCUCUGAGUGUGUGUGUGUGUGUGUGUGUGUGUGUGUGUGUGUGUGUGUGUGUGUGUGUGUGUGUGUGUGUGUGUGUGUGUGUGCGUGCAUGUAAGCGUGCAUGCUCUCUCUGAGGUUUUAUCUGUCGGUUAUCACUAUCGGAGAGAAUUCAUCUCUGCAGCACUGAGGUUGAUGUUUAAUUAUUAAACAUUUCAGCACGUCAUCCUCUGAUAUGAGACCAAUGCUGAGAUUCAAUCUUCAGACUCUAACACACUUAAAAGUCAGUUUAAGAUUCCAACACACCAUAAACCUUAGAGUAUUGUCGUCUUUUACAGUCUUUCCAUUGCUGCUGCUCAUUUGAUUGCAUUGAUUAGACUAGAUAACCGGAUCCUGUUUCAAUCCAGAAUCUCUGUUCUAGAUUCAAUUCACAUCGGUAUCUUCAAACUCAUCCUCUUUGUCCAACACUGAUUUCAACACAGACUUCAUUCAGAUUUUAGCUCAGUCCUCAUAUCCAUCUGAAGGUGACAUUAGCCUCAGCCUGCUAUGUUUACAGAUGCAUAAAAAGAGCAUUAGCAGCUGCCUCUCUCUGUCUCAGCAGCUGUGAACCAGCAACUUUGAUCUCUGAGUUUUUGACGUUUCUGCUGCAGCUUCUUGGAUUAUUUCCCAGCAGUGAGUCUUUCAUGGCUCUGAUUUGUGUUUUUGCUCUAAAGGUUCCUCUCUGUGGUUCUGCAGAUUAAAUCAGCAAACACUGAGGAAGUUUGUGUUUAAACAGAGCACACAAAGGCUAGAAGAUGUGCAAGAAAAUAUCACCACACCUUUAGAUCAGCUGCAAGGGGCAGAGAGAGUUCUGUGGUUAGCUGAUCAGUUAUGAUUUUUUGUUGAAUGUGCCUUUUUUUAUGUUCCUUUUACGGUUAAAAUGAGAGGUUUCUGCUCAUGUUCGUUUCAUCUGUUGACAUAUUUUAUUGUUGGUACGAACAGGAGUGUUAAACUCUGAGUCUGGACAGUUCAGGAUUUUUGUCUGAGGCAAAACUUCAGAGUGAUUUUGAGGCCUGAACGGUGAAAUUAUCAACUUCUCUGGGGUGACUCUGCAUGAAAAUGAUUUUGCAAAACUCCCCUAAAAGCACUAAACUUCAUGGAAUUGAAUGGGCCCUUAUAAGAUGAUCGUAAGGAGCAAAAUGAGUAAAUAAAUCGGUCUUUAUGUGCUGCAGAGUCAGAGCACCCUCUGCUGGACAAACUACAUAAAGGCGCCAUUUCUGAGCCGAUCAGGCUGUAGGAGCUGCAGCAUUUGAUCAUAUUUUAAAGACCACAGACUGCAGAUGAACUGAGCAGAGGGUGAUAACUGUGACUACAGAGCACCACAUAUGCUGGUGAAAACUGAAAAAGGAAUAACAACAAAUCCUGAAGAUUUAAAAGAUUGAAGCUUGUGAGGUUGCUCAGCUUUGACCGUGCUCUGACACUGUGCGCACACAAACACAACCAGCAGACCACCAUCACACACACAUACACACACUCUCAUAUCUGACUCAGUAUGAGCUUUUUUGUCCCAUGUGUAUUUUGCCAUAUAGAGUUUGUCCUGUCAGUGUGGACAGACACAAAUAUGUGUGUGCGAUUGAUGGUUUAUUUCUGUGUGAGAACAAACCUGCACUGAUGAUGUGUUUUCUGACUAAAUACACACACACUGGAUCAGAUGAGCAGCAAGUUGUGUGUGUGUGUGUGUGUGUGUGUGUGUGUGUGUGUGUGUGUGUGUGUGUGUGUGUGUGUGUGUGUGUGUGUGUGUGUGUGUGUGUGUGUGUGUGUGUGUGUGCGCGCGCGUGCGUGCGUGUGUGAGGACUGAUAUUCAUGGACACACACAGUUCAUCCUGCUCUGUUUUAAAGGCCUUUAAUGAACAAAGUGUCUCAGUUCACUCCAGUCUGUCUCAUCAGUGUUCACUCUGUUCAUGAUUUUUUCUUUUUGAGGGAGAUUUAAUGUUUCAUAAAUAAAAGUGAAAGACAAACUGUC